GAUGUGGGUGGUGCCGCUGUACUUCACGGUGAAGCUCUCGUGGUGGCGCUUCCUGGUCAUCUGGGUGCUCUUCUCGGCCGUCACGGCCUUCGUCACCUUCCGGGCCACGCGGAAGCCGCUGGUGCAGACGACACCCAGGCUGGUUUAUAAGUGGUUUCUCCUGAUCUACAAGAUCAGCUACGCCACGGGCAUCGUCGGCUACAUGGCUGUGAUGUUCACGCUCUUCGGCCUCAACUUGGUGUUCAGGAUCAAGCCGGAAGACGCGAUGGACUUCGGCAUCUCCCUCCUCUUCUACGGGCUCUACUACGGCGUCCUGGAGCGGGACUUUGCGGAGAUGUGCGCGGACUACAUGGCCUCCACCAUCGGGUUCUACAGCGCCUCGGGGAUGCCCACGAAGCACCUCUCGGACAGCGUGUGCGCCGUGUGCGGGCAGCAGAUCCUGGUGGACGUCAGCGAGGAGGGCAUCAUCGAGAACACCUACCGCCUCUCCUGCAACCACGUCUUCCACGAGUUCUGCAUCCGCGGCUGGUGCAUCGUGGGCAAGAAGCAGACGUGUCCCUACUGCAAGGAGAAGGUGGAUCUCAAGAGGAUGUUCAGCAACCCCUGGGAGCGGCCCCACGUCAUGUACGGGCAGCUGCUGGACUGGCUGCGCUACCUGGUGGCCUGGCAGCCCGUCAUCAUCGGACUGGUGCAGGGCAUCAACUACGCGCUGGGCCUGGAGUAG
Molecule: messenger RNA, 724 nt
Organism: Tinamus guttatus (white-throated tinamou)
Lineage: Eukaryota; Metazoa; Chordata; Aves; Tinamiformes; Tinamidae
Source: RefSeq, a predicted model, not a curated record